UAUUUUCUGUUUUGUCUUAUAAAAUCUGUCUUUACUAAACUGAAAAAUGCGUUUUUGUCAUUUAUUUUACUUGUAGUGAAAGUGCAGCAGUAAAUACGACGUCAGCUUUCGGCAGUGGAGGAUGAAAUAUGGCGGCGUCCAGUAAGCAGUAUGGGCUGAUCUUGCCCAAGAAGACCCAGUCAAAGCCAGCAGCUCUACAACGACCAUCUGUAUUUGGGGAUGACUCUGAUGAGGAGGUUGGGGCUUGGCCCAUCCUCUGCCCAGAACUGGAUUCAGUGGACAUCCGUUGGUGAGGCACUGCAGAAGGAAGCAGCUAAGAAGAAAAUGAUGAAGCAGACUCGUCUAGAGAUGCAGAGAGCUCUGGAACAAGAUGCAAGCGUUUAUGAAUAUGACAGCAUCUAUGAUGAAAUGCAGAAAAACAAGGAAGAAUGUGCAGCAAAAGUCCUCUCCGGGGCAGACAAGAAGCCAAAAUAUAUUUCAAGUUUGCUGCAAGCAGUGGAGAAAAGGAAAAAGGAGCAGGAACGUGUAAAGGAAAAAAAGAUCCAGAAGGAACGUGAGGCUGAGGGAGAACAGUUCAAAGACAAGGAUGCCUUUGUUACCUCUGCAUAUCGACAGAAGCUACUGGAGAGGCAGAUGGAAGAAGAGAAUGAGAGAAGAGAGGCAGCAAUGGAGGCGGCCCUUGAUGUUAAAAAACAGAAGGAUCUUAGCGGAUUCUAUAGACAUUUACUGAAUCAGACUGUGGGUGAAGAGGAUCUCCCAGACAGGAGUCUAAAGAGGGAUCACCAAAGUAGAGAAGAGUUAAUUAAGGAAGAGUGCAGCAAAUCUCCACAUCAUGACAAUCAAGACAGAGACAGUGACUUUGAAAUUGACAGUGAUGAAGAAGAAGGAUUGAGCACAAAAUUCAAGAGUUCUUCAGUCAGCAAAACAGAACGAAGCAAUUCUGCACGACAUUACAGACAGAGAUCCGUGUCUUCUGAAAGUGAGCCAGAUAAAAAGAAUGAAAGACACAAAACCAAAGAAAGACAUAGACAUAGAGAGAAAAAGCAUCACAAAGAUAAAGAAAGAGAUUACAGGGACAUAGAGAGGAAGACUGAGAAGGAAGCCAGACGUUUAGAUAGAUGUGAGGAGAGGGACAAAAUGAAAGGUUUCAGAGACUUGGACAGAAGAAGGGAAAGAGACUACAAAGAUUCAGAAAGGUUGAAGGAAAGUGAUGGAGGAAAAGAGUUUAGAUCUACUGAAAAAUUGAGAGAAGAUACCUCAAAAAUCUUCAGGGAUUCAGAGAGAUCAAAAGAUAAAGAAAUACCAAGAAGUUCCAGAGAUUUAGACAGUCAACGGGAAAACCGAUCUCCAAAUUCAGACAAAAGAAAGGAAAGAGAGGAAAGAGACUUUGACAGAGGGAAGCAAAGGAAGGCAAGUUAUAGUGAAAACCAAAAACAGAAGGAGAGCAUAGAGCAGAAAGACCAAGAUGACCACAAAAACAAGAAGUACAAGGGUGAUAAGGAAGAUCAAGAUAAGGGUGAUAGACUUGUGGUAAAAGAAGGAGCAGCUGCAAUAACUGAAAAUGAACAUGUUGCUAAAGAGCCUCAAACUACAUCUUCACUUGCAGCUACGGAGGACAGAAGUGAAGGUGAAUCAAGUUUCAGCAAAUUUGCAAAACGUUGUAAUGAAGAAUCUGUUUUGUCAGCUCGGGAGCGCUACCUGGCAAGACAAAUGGCACGGUCAUCAACCAAAGCAUACAUUGAAAAAGAGGACGAUUAAUCGCAAUAAUUGCUUAGUAAAUAGCUUGGUAAAGAUUUGCAUUCAUUAAAGUUGAAAGUUACCUUUGGGGAGAUGAAAGACUACUCUUCUGUUUUAUUUUCUAAUAGACUGUGUCAAAUAUUUUGAAUUCUAACAAUUGGCACAUUCAUAAGUAACUGCCUGAAAUCACUGACUGCCUGUGUUCAUUUGAAGAUUUUUUUUCAAUUUUUGUUUGACAAGUUCAUUUUUCUUGAUUAUUCUCACUGUGUACCACAUUUUUUGAAGAAACAGGAUAAAGAAAACAUGAUUGGGGUUUCUGAAGCUAAGGUUUGAAAGUAUGCUGUAAAUGCCUCUGUAAAUGGAAAUGGCCAAACUCUACAGGUCCCAAACACCACACCUAUAGUACAUCUUAUUUGACAGGUAGUUUUUUACUUUAGUCAUGACAGGUGCAAUGCAAGAAAUUGUCAUCGAUUUUUGUACGGAGGUAGUUGCAACUAUAUAUGGUAACUUUUUAAAUAAACAACAUUUUGGACUAUUACACAGGAUAUAUUAUUGUAUAUGUAGAUUGAUUAUAUGAGUUUGAGUAUUUGGUAGACAACCUUCUGUGUUUUUUUUAAAGUGCUGCAUAAUAUAGUGCUUAGCCUGUAAUGCAACACUGUAUAUCUUGAAUGGUUGGGUUUCUUAAUCACUAAUGUGGUGACUUCUAAAAUUGAAUUGUAUUGGAGCUGGUUAUUGAUUAUAAGCCUUUAGUUACCUUAUGAACAGACUAUUCAGCUACAAAUGCAUACAUACAUACAUGAUUUUGAUCAUUAAUUUGACAGUAAUAAAGAUGGAGUUUUUUUUACUUUCA
Messenger RNA from Polypterus senegalus (gray bichir), 2587 nucleotides. It is a transcript of the gene nsrp1, whose product is annotated as nuclear speckle splicing regulatory protein 1. Gene Ontology annotation, biological process: regulation of alternative mRNA splicing, via spliceosome. The transcript has 8 exons. Lineage: Eukaryota; Metazoa; Chordata; Cladistia; Polypteriformes; Polypteridae. The record is from RefSeq and is a predicted model, not a curated record. Bases 220 to 1758 code for a protein of 512 amino acids.